Messenger RNA from Eutrema salsugineum, 1943 nucleotides. RefSeq names its product cysteine--tRNA ligase, chloroplastic/mitochondrial. The record is from RefSeq and is a predicted model, not a curated record. Gene Ontology annotation, cellular component: cytoplasm. Gene Ontology annotation, molecular function: ATP binding; cysteine-tRNA ligase activity. Gene Ontology annotation, biological process: cysteinyl-tRNA aminoacylation. The transcript is spliced from 9 exons. Lineage: Eukaryota; Viridiplantae; Streptophyta; Magnoliopsida; Brassicales; Brassicaceae. Bases 39 to 1775 code for a protein of 578 amino acids.
UCUUCAUCUUCUUUGCGACGAGCUUAUCGUUUCCACCAAUGGCUUCUCUUCUCAAUCUCUUCAAAUCAUGUAAACCCUUUACUCCAAUUCGAUUCCCUUACUUUCCAAGGUCUCAUUUCACUUCCCAUCUCAGAAUCCAACAUCCCUUUAGACCCGGAAAGUUAACUCUUUCCCGUCGAUGUUUCACGGCUCUCUCAUCAUCAUCAUCAUCAUCAUCAUCCCAUCCGUCGACAAACCCAACAACGGACGGCGGAGAUUCGAUUUCUGGGGAAAAGGAGCUUUGGUUGCACAACACAAUGAGCCGGAAGAAGGAACUGUUCAAGCCCAAGGUCGAAGGUAAAGUUGGAAUGUACGUUUGCGGCGUUACUGCUUACGAUCUCAGCCACAUUGGACACGCACGCGUCUACGUCACGUUCGAUGUUCUCUUGAGGUACCUUAAGCAUCUAGGAUAUGAAGUGUCUUAUGUUCGAAACUUCACCGAUGUGGAUGACAAGAUAAUCGCCCGAGCGAAUGAAUUAGGGGAAGAUCCAAUCAGUUUGAGCAGACGUUUCUGUGAGGAAUUUAAUCGAGAUAUGGAACAGCUUCAAUGUUUAGAUCCUUCAGUCCAACCACGCGUCUCUGAUCAUAUACCUCAGAUCAUCGACCUGAUCAAGCAGAUUCUUGAUAAUGGCUAUGCCUACAAAGUUGAUGGAGAUGUAUACUUCUCAGUCGACAAGUUUCCAACAUACGGACAAUUGUCUGGGAGAAAAUUAGAAGAUAACCGUGCAGGUGAGAGAGUUGUAGUUGACACAAGGAAGAGACAUCCUGCAGAUUUUGCUCUGUGGAAAGCUGCAAAAGAAGGGGAACCCUUUUGGGAGAGCCCGUGGGGAAGAGGAAGACCUGGUUGGCACAUUGAAUGCAGUGCGAUGAGUGCGGCUUAUCUCGGUUAUAGUUUUGACAUACAUGGUGGAGGAAUGGAUCUUGUGUUCCCUCACCAUGAAAAUGAAAUUGCUCAGAGCUGUGCUGCUUGUGAUAGCAGCAACAUCAGCUAUUGGAUCCAUAAUGGUUUUGUUACUGUUGACUCUGAGAAGAUGUCCAAAUCUUUGGGGAAUUUCUUCACUAUCAGACAGGUUAUAGAUCUUUAUCAUCCUUUAGCUCUGAGACUUUUUCUAAUGGGAACUCAUUAUCGGUCUCCUAUCAAUUACUCUGCUUUCCUCCUCGAGAGUGCUUCUGAACGCAUUUUUUAUAUUUAUCAGACAUUACACGACUGUGAAACCGUUUUACGCGAGAAGGAUUCGACAUUUGACAAUGGUUCGGUUCCUUCAGACACUUUGACAAUCAUCAACACAUUCCGUAGUGAAUUUAUAGCCUCGAUGUCUGAUGAUCUUCACACGCCCGUAACUCUGGCUGCAAUGUCAGAACCAUUGAAAACCAUCAACGAUCUCAUUCACACCCGAAAGGGGAAAAAACAACCAAGAAGAGAAGAGUCACUUAAGGCUCUAGAGACAACAAUCAGAGACGUUCUUGCUUUAUUAGGGCUUAUGCCCACAAGUUACUCAGAGGUUCUUGAGCAGCUAAAAGAGAAGGCGCUAAAGCGCGCUGGACUGAAAGAGGAACAUGUGUUGCAGAGAGUGCAAGAGAGAACAGAGGCAAGGAACAAUAAAGAAUACGAAAGAUCUGAUGCAAUUAGGAAAGAUUUGGCUAAUGUUGGGAUUGCUUUAAUGGAUAGUCCUGAGGGAACAACUUGGAGACCAGCCAUUCCCCUUGCGCUUCAAGAAACUGCAACCAAAAUUUGAGUUUUAAAAAACUUUAUACUAUAGUCUCUACUCUUUUUGUUUUUAGUGGAUUCUAUGUAUUUUUUUGUAUCCAUUUUUGUUGAUUUCGUAAAGUCUAAAGAGUGACAUUGGAUACUUGUUUUAUUCAUUUUUGUGGUGGAAUUAUUCAGCGAUGGCUACUUUCAUUAA